Molecule: messenger RNA, 3242 nt
Organism: Hevea brasiliensis (rubber tree)
Lineage: Eukaryota; Viridiplantae; Streptophyta; Magnoliopsida; Malpighiales; Euphorbiaceae
Product: protein-tyrosine-phosphatase MKP1
Exons: 4
Coding region: 371-2923 (850 amino acids)
Biological process (GO): protein dephosphorylation
Molecular function (GO): protein tyrosine/serine/threonine phosphatase activity
Source: RefSeq, a predicted model, not a curated record
AGCUUAUAUUAGCGCACCAAUAAACAAAAGCAAGUCGCAACUGAAAAAGACUGCUACUGCCCCUACCCUUUGCCUCUCGCUCUCUCGCUCUGUCUCUCUCUGCCCUGUUAACUCUUCAUCAGCUCUCAUAGCAGCGGCUCCUUCUUCCUCUCUUCCUGGAUUUGCCUUCAUAUCUUACUCUUGACGCUCUGUUGGGUAAAACUGCUUGAUCUGCUAUGAACCUUCGUUUCUCGUUUUCUAGUUAAACUGUUCGCGGUCACUCUCCAAUCCAAUUACACAAAUUUGGAAAAAGGGACGUUAAGGAAGGUUUAACGAUUUUUGGGUUUGGCUCAAAUCUUACCUUUUUUAAACUGUUUGAAGUGGAGAGGGAAUGGUGGGUAAAGAGGAUGGGAAUCCUCUGGCUCCGCGCCAGCUUCCCUCCGCUGCUGGGUCCCGCAAAAUGUUUUGGCGCUCCGCAUCCUGGUCCUCGUCUAGGACUGCCCUUCAAAACCCUGAAGCCGAAGAGAAAGACUGCGUUAUAGAUCCAAAUGGUAAUGAUAUUGGUAAUAGUAAUAAUGUGCAAAACCGUAGGUACCCUGUUCCCUUAACCCCACGGUCCCAACAAAAACGGUCGUGCUUACCACCUUUGCAGCCAUUGUCAAUUGCUCGUAGAAGUUUAGAGGAGUGGCCAAAAGCGGGUUCUGAUGAUUUAGGAGAGUGGCCUCAGCCGACCACCCCAAGUGGUAACAAGAGUGGGGAGAGAUUGAAACUUGAUUUAUCCUCAAUCCAAAGAAACCCAGAUAGGAAUGCUGGGUUAGUGAAGAGAGAUAGGAUUGCUUUCUUUGAUAAAGAGUGCUCAAAGGUAGCAGAGCAUGUGUAUCUUGGUGGGGAUGCAGUGGCUAAGGAUAGGGAGAUUUUGAAACAAAAUGGAAUUACUCAUGUGCUGAAUUGUGUCGGUUUUGUUUGUCCAGAGUAUUUCAAGGCUGACUUAGUGUAUAGGACGUUAUGGUUGCAGGAUAGUCCUUCAGAGGAUAUCACAAGUAUUCUGUAUGACGUUUUUGAUUAUUUUGAAGAUGUAAGGGAACAGGGUGGAAGGGUUUUUGUGCAUUGUUGCCAAGGGGUUUCUCGGUCCACUUCAUUGGUAAUUGCAUAUCUCAUGUGGAGAGAGGGUCAGAGUUUUGAUGAUGCCUUUCAAUAUGUCAAGGAAGCGAGAGGCAUUGCUGACCCGAAUAUGGGUUUUGCUUGCCAGUUAUUACAGUGCCAAAAAAGGGUUCAUGCAUUCCCUCUUAGUCCUAGUUCAUUGUUGAGGAUGUAUAGAAUUGCCCCACACUCACCAUAUGAUCCCUUGCAUCUUGUCCCAAGAAUGUUGAAUGAUCCAUCACCGUUUGCUCUGGAUUCUAGAGGUGCCUUUAUUGUUCAUAUUCCUUCCGCAAUAUAUAUCUGGAUUGGUAAAAAUUGUGAGGCCAUUAUGGAAAGGGAUGCUAGAGGGGCUGUAUGCCAGAUUGUUCGGUAUGAGAGAGCUCAAGGGCCACAUAUAGUGGUUAAAGAAGGGGAGGAACCAGGAUAUUUUUGGGAUGCUUUUUCAAACUAUUUGCCUCUGAUGGAUAAAUCUAGUAAUGGAGUGGAUACUGGGAAAUCAACAAUUGAGAUUUGCCCUGGUGAGAGAAAAGUGGAUGCAUAUAAUGUUGAUUUUGAGAUUUUCCAAAAAGCAAUUAAGGGAGGUUUUGUGCCUCCAUUUGCAUCGUCAGAGAAUGAACAUGAAACCCACCUUCCUGCCAGAGAAAGCAGUUGGAGUGUGCUAAGGCGAAAGUUUGCCCCUGUUGAUAUGAAGGAGUUUGUCUCAGCACCAAAGAUAUUCCUCUCCAGGGUCUAUUCAGAUUCUAUGAUGAUCGUGCACUCCUCAUCACCAUCUUCAUCAUCUUCGUCCUCAUCUUCAUCAUCUUCUCCUCCUUAUCUCUCUCCAGAUUCCAUGUCUUCUGAUUCUAGUACCAGCUCAAAGUACUUCUCAGAAUCCUCUCUAGAUUCUCCUUCAGGAGCUUCGUGUUCUGUUCUUGUAUCUUCAACAUUGUCUAACUUCUCUAACUUGUCUCUUUUCUCAUCCAAGGCUUCUUGUCAUUCACCAUCUAACACUCCUGGACUUCAUGCUCUCAAUAGCAUGUCAAAUCAAUGUUCUCAAGUAACUUCCUCACCAUCUAAAAAAUCUUCACUCUCACUUGCAGAACGUAGAGGUGGCUUGUCUAAAUCUUUGAAGCUGCCAGUGAUGACUGAUAAUACGAGGAUGACUAACACACCACCAAGUUCACUUGCAUCCCAGGAAGAUGGUGCUAGGAUAAACAUGAAUACUUUUUCUUGGUGUAAUUCAAAUGGUACAGAAAUUGUUUUAGAGUCUGAGAAUCAUGCUAAAGAAGACCAAGAUUCAAUGAAAAAAUGCAAGUUGAAUAUAUCUCGAGAUAAAGUAGUUAGUGCUAACUCUUAUGACAGAGAAGCUGCCUUUGUAAAUAAUUGUGAUGGACCUGGUAGAAAUUGUCCUUUGGGAGACAGCUUGGGGUCUUCCACCUCAAAUGGGAAAGAGGAAAAUGAUUCAUCUUAUUGUAACCUAAUGCAACCAUUGGUAUUCCACUGGCCCAGUUUGGAAAAAGUUGCAACUUUUGGUACCAGUGACUUGGAUUCUAAAGCUGCUUUUGCAAUUUUAGCACCAACUACAGGUUUAGGCAGAGAUGGGAGUAGGAUUCUAUAUCUUUGGAUAGGAAGGUCGUUUACUUUUGAUGAGAGCCUGAUUCAGAUAGAUUGCAGCAAAGGAUUGAUGGUUGGAAAAUAUAUUGACUGGAAUCAAGUUGGUUGCUAUGUUCUCACUCGAAUGGAUCUUCCAAAAGAUAUCCUUGUUAAGUUUAUCCAAGAAGGUGAAGAACCAGCUGAAUUUCUUGCAUUGUUGAGUGCAGUGUAGCACUGCUGGGAUCAAGGAUGACUCUGCAAUUCAAUAGCUUAAAUCUUCUUUCAGUGACUUCAGCUGGCCUAGUUUACUUCACAAGUUUUCAAGCAUUAAAAUGAACUUUUGUGGCAAAACCAGUGAGGUGGCUGCUUGCUAAGGUUUUCUGUAGCUUUUCAUCUGGUUGUACAGUACCGUAACACCCUCAUAACUGAAUCAUUUGUCCCACAAAUUUAAUGGUCCUGUAUAUUCAUUAUUGUCAGAAACAAAUUCCUUGAGGAAAUAGAUACAUUGGAAAUUUUCCACCUUGGUAGUUGAUUGCCUUUUAUCCUUGAAA